UUACAUAAAAAUAAUAAAUAUAACCUAUUUUAUGUAAAAUUUGCUUUUAGUUUCUAAUCAAAGUAAUAAGUAUGCAUAAAAAUGGUAAUUUAUAGAAAAUUUAGCACUGGAUUAAAGCUUUAUGAAAAAAUUGUCCCAACAAAUUUAAAAGGGAAGAAAGUUAGUUCACAACAAUGGUUAACAAGGCAAUUAAACGACCCUUAUGUCGAAAAGGCGAAAAUGAUGAAUUAUAGAUGUAGAAGCGCAUUUAAACUUAUUGAAAUCGAUGACAAAAAUUCAUUUUUAAAACCUGGUCAAACUGUAAUUGACUGUGGAGCUGCACCAGGAUCGUGGACCCAAGUAGCUGUAUUAAGAUGUAAUGCGGACGGAAAACAAAAGAAGAAAAUAGGAACUGUUAUUGGUAUUGAUAAAUUACAAAUAUAUCCGCUUGAAGGUGCUCAGUUAUUAGGAAAUAUGGAUUUCACAUUAAAAGAAUCCCAAUUAAAAAUAUUACAGUUAUUAAACAACGCUAAGCUCGAUGUAGUUUUAUCAGAUAUGGCUCCAAAUGCUACAGGAGUACGCAGCAUGGAUCAAGAGAAUAUUUUAAACUUAUGUUAUUCGGUUUUAAAGUUUGCAGUUCAAAUGUCGAAUGACGGAGGAACACUUUUGGUUAAAGUUUGGGAUGGUGGUGGUGUUCCAAAAUUAUGUAAAGAUAUUGAAAAGUUUUAUAAUCAUGUUAAAAUAAUAAAACCUAAUGCGUCGAGAUCAGAUUCGGCAGAAAAAUUUUUAUUAGGCCGUGGAUUUAAAGGCCUUAAAACUACUUUGUAAUUGUUAAGAUAAAUCUAGUCACAU
This is a messenger RNA of Chrysoperla carnea, 831 nucleotides long. It is a transcript of the gene Mrm2, whose product is annotated as rRNA methyltransferase 2, mitochondrial. Gene Ontology annotation, biological process: RNA methylation. Bases 82 to 807 code for a protein of 241 amino acids. Gene Ontology annotation, molecular function: rRNA (uridine-2'-O-ribose)-methyltransferase activity. The transcript is spliced from 2 exons. Gene Ontology annotation, cellular component: mitochondrion. The record is from RefSeq and is a predicted model, not a curated record. NCBI's taxonomy places the organism in Eukaryota, Metazoa, Arthropoda, Insecta, Neuroptera, Chrysopidae.